Molecule: messenger RNA, 1267 nt
Organism: Cucumis sativus (cucumber)
Lineage: Eukaryota; Viridiplantae; Streptophyta; Magnoliopsida; Cucurbitales; Cucurbitaceae
Product: N-acetylglucosaminyl-phosphatidylinositol de-N-acetylase
Exons: 11
Coding region: 136-1017 (293 amino acids)
Biological process (GO): GPI anchor biosynthetic process
Cellular component (GO): endoplasmic reticulum
Molecular function (GO): N-acetylglucosaminylphosphatidylinositol deacetylase activity
Source: RefSeq, a predicted model, not a curated record
UGGAAUGAAAGAUAUAGAAAGUUAUUUGCGUACUCAUAAAUUAUAAAAUAACGGAUGGAAUCCAAAUUUUAGGAUGCCCUCUCUCUCGAUCUCGCUCUAUAAAUGAAUGCUAAGCCAUGAGAUUGAAGAUUUUGGAUGCAAAAUUGCUUCCACUGUAUCCCCUUCACGAUUCCAUUUACUUCUAGCUCGAGAAAUUGGAUUUCUGAAGUCGAAAUAGGGAGUCAUUUGAUGGGUUGGUUCUUGGUUAUUUCUGCCUUGGUUGUAAUUUGGAUUGCUUCAUUAUGCAAAAUCUUUUCAUCUUAUAGCAGUGGUGGUUUCUUAAAUGAUGUCACUCCUCAAAAGAGAAAUAUCUUGCUGGUCAUUGCCCAUCCAGAUGAUGAGUCUAUGUUUUUUUCUCCAACGAUAAACUUCCUUACAUCAAGGGGACAUAAACUUCAUAUUUUAUGCAUGUCAAUUGGUAAUGCAGAUGGCAUGGGAACCAUGCGAAGAGAAGAGUUAUACAAAGCUUCCACCGUUCUUAAGGUGUUUGAGCCUAAAAUAGACGAAGUUCCCCCCAAUCAACUGAAGAUCCUGGACCAUCCAGGUUUGCAGGAUGGUUUUGGCAAAGUGUGGGAUCAUAAAUUGCUGGCCGAGAUUAUUGAACAGGAAAUAUCAAGCCAUGCGAUUGACUUGAUUAUUACUUUUGAUAGCUAUGGAGUUUCUGGUCACUGUAAUCAUCGUGAUGUGCACAAUGGGGUGCGAGAUUUCUUACACAAUAAGGCUCCACAAAGUUUCGAGGCAUGGGAACUAGUCAGUACCAAUAUACUGCGGAAGUAUAGUGGACCAAUUGAUAUCUGGUUAUCUAUUUUGUUUUCUGAAGCGCACACAAGGGGAAUAACACAUUGCUUGGUAAAUGAAUGUCCACGACAAAGCUUCUUUGCAAUGGCUCAGCAUGCAAGCCAAUGGGUUUGGUUUCGGAAACUUUUUGUUACAUUUUCCAGUUAUACCUUUGUCAACACACUCAAAAAAAUCAACUAGCCAUGCUGUUAUCACACCAUAUGAUGUUACAGUAUCCACCUAUAUCUACUACGUGGGAACUGUGCACUGGGAUUUCUUCAUUUCAUGUGAGGUUUAGAUUGAAGUCUCUCCCUAUUUCUGGUGCAUUCUAAUGAUUGUGCUUUAUACAGUAUUAAGCAUUCACAUGUUGAUUUUACUGUAACUUAACAUGGAGUUCAUCAGCACAUGUUAGAAAUCCAUUGACAAUUGCAUUAACAGAGCUUGAGCCUAA